UCUGAGCUUGUGGAUAUUAAGAUUUUUUUUCCCGCCUUUGGUAUCCAACGGGAAAAUAAUCCUCAAAAUGCGUCUUAUACAGAACAUGUCCACCAUCGCGGAGUACUCAACUUCAGAGUGCCCGUCUGGUCGGGUUAUCAAAAUAGCAGUGAUUGGUGGAAGUGGCGUUGGAAAAACUGCGCUGGUUGUGAGAUUUCUAACAAGACGAUUCAUCGGUGAUUAUGAGAGAAAUGCAGGUAAUCUCUACUCUCGUGAUGUCCAGAUCGACAAUGAGCAAGUUGCCAUCCAAGUUCAGGACACGCCAGGCGUUAAUGUCACUGCAAAUGGUCCAGGAUGCACCGACCACGUGACUCGCUCCAUCCAGUGGGCCGACGCCAUCGUCCUGGUUUACUCUGUAACUGACCAGCGCAGCUUCGAUUUCAUUGGUCAGCUCCACCAGCUUGUCAUGCGCGCCCACGCCGAUAAGACGAGCAUGCCGCCUGUCAUCCUGCUGGCCAAUAAGGCGGACCUGCUGCACGUGAGGCAGGUGGACGCCCAGCAGGGCCCGCUCCUAGCCUCCGCCCUGGGCUGCUGCUUCUACGAGGUGUCGGCCAGCGAGGACUACAGCCAGGUCCACGGCGCCUUCCACCGGCUGUGCCGCGACCUGGCCAAGCAGCAGCCCGCCGCCGCCGCCGCCGCCCUCCCCGUGUCCGGCUCCGCCGCCACCGGGUCCGAGAAGCGGCGCUCCCCGCUCAUCCCCCGGCCCAAGUCCCCCAACAUGCAGGACCUCAAGAGACGCUUCAAGCAGGCGCUGUCAGCCAAGGUGCGCACAGUCACCUCCGUGUGAUGAUGAUGGAGAGCGAAAGACCCGAGAGACAAAUCUAUACAAGAAGGGAACGCUGAAGGCUGACCUGAAAAG
Molecule: messenger RNA, 898 nt
Organism: Clupea harengus (Atlantic herring)
Lineage: Eukaryota; Metazoa; Chordata; Actinopteri; Clupeiformes; Clupeidae
Gene: rasl11b
Product: RAS-like, family 11, member B
Molecular function (GO): GTP binding; GTPase activity
Source: RefSeq, a predicted model, not a curated record